UAAAGAGUGCAGAGCUUUGCUGUUUGCUGUUUGCUGUUUAAUUCCUUUAACUCCACUUAUGUUACGGGUGUUGUGCGUCUAUUCAAAUGAAGCUCAUCCUCCGCUGAAGCUAUAAACACUGGAAUAUUCCCAUCAAGCUCCAGUGAAAAGUUUAUUGAAGGACAGCGAGAACAUGAGUGAUCCAGAACCCUGCAAAAUUAAAAAUGAAGACUCUGAACAACAAAUAGACCUAAUUGAAGAGAAUGAGGGGAUUAAAGAGGAGAAACAUCAUGUCAAAAUUGAGGAAAAAACUAAUUUACAGACUGAUGGUAUUUUGAAAAGGAGAGACAAGAAUUGUUUCACCUGCACUCAGUGUGGAAAGAGUUUCAGCUGCUCAUCACACCUUAACAAUCACAUAAGAAUCCAUACUGGAGAGAAACCAUUCACAUGCACUCAGUGUGGGAAAAAAUUCAGCCAAUCAUCAUCCCUUAAUCAACACAUGAGGAUCCACACUGGAGAGAAACCAUUCACUUGCACUCAGUGUGGGAAGAGUUUCAGCAUAUCAUCAAACUUGAAUCUACACAUGAUGAUCCACACUGGAGAGAAACCAUUCACAUGCACUCAGUGUGGGAAGAGUUUCAACUGCUCAUCAUCCCUUAAUAAACACAUGAGGAUCCACACUGGAGAGAAACCAUUCACAUGUACCCAGUGUGGGAAGAGUUUUAACUGCUCAUCACACCUUAAUCAACACAUGAUUAUCCACACCGGAGAGAAACCAUUCACAUGCACUCAGUGUGGGAAGAGUUUCAGCUGCUCAUCAUCCCUUAAUAAACACAUGAGGAUCCACACUGGAGAGAAACCAUUCACAUGUAACCAGUGUGGGAAGAGUUUUAACUGCUCAUCACACCUUAAUCAACACAUGAUGAGCCACACUGGAGAGAAACCAUUAACAUGCACUCAGUGUGGGAAGAGUUUCAGACAAUCAUCAUCCCUUAAUCAGCACAUGAGGAUCCACACUGGAGAGAAACCAUUCACAUGCACUCAGUGUGGAAAGAGUUUCAGCCGAUCAUCACACCUUAAUCUACACAUGAUGAUCCACACUGGAGAGUGUCCAUUCACAUGCACUCAGUGUGGGAAGAUUUUCAGACACAAUAACAAUCUUAAAAUUCACAUGAGGAUCCACACUGGAGAGAAACCAUUCACAUGCAACCAGUGUGGGAAGACUUUCAGCCAAAUAUCAGCCCUUAGCAAACACAAAAAAAUCCACACUGGAGAGAAAUCUUUCACAUGCACUCAGUGUGGGAAGAGUUUCAGCCAAUCAUCAUCCCUUAAUAGUCACAUGAGGAUCCACACUGGAGAGAAACCAUUCACAUGCACUCAGUGUGGGAAGAGUUUCAGCACAUCAUCAUCCCUUAAUUUACACAAGAUGAUUCACACUGGAGAGAAACCAUUCACAUGCACCCAUUGUGGGAAGAGUUUCAUCCGCUCAUCAUCCCUUGAUCUACACAUGAUGGUCCACACUGGAGAGAAACCCUUCACAUGCACUCAGUGUGGGAAGAGUUUCAGCCAAUCAUCACACCUUAAUCAACACAUGAGGAUCCACACUGGAGAGAAACCAUUCACAUGCACUCAUUGUGGUAAGAGUUUCAGCAUAUCAUCACACCUUAAUCAACACAUGAGGAUCCACACUGGAGAGAAACCAUUCACCUGCACUCUGUGUGGGAAGAAUUUCAGCCAAUCAGCAAACUUUAAUCAACACAUGAGGAUCCACACUGGAGAGAAACCAUUCACAUGCACUCUGUGUGGGAAGAGUUUCAGCCAAUCAUCAUACCUUAAUCUACACAUAAUGAGCCACACUGGAGAGAAACCCUUUACAUGCACUCAGUGUGGGAAGAGUUUCAGCCAAUCAUCACACCUUAAUCAACACAUGAGGAUCCACACUGGAGAGAAACCAUUCACCUGCACUCUGUGUGGGAAGAAUUUCAGCCAAUCAGCAAACUUUAAUCAACACAUGAGGAUCCACACUGGGGAGAAACCAUUCACAUGCACUCUGUGUGGGAAGAGUUUCAGCCAAUCAGCAAACUUUAAUCAACACAUGAGGAUCCACACUGGAGAGAAACCAUACACAUGCACUCUGUGUGGGAAGAGUUUCAGCCAAUCAUCAUACCUUAAUCUACACAUGAUGAGCCACACUGGAGAGAAACCAUUCACAUGCACUCAGUGUGGGAAGAGUUUCAGCCAAUCAUCACACCUUAAUCAACACAUGAGGAUCCACACUGGAGAGAAACCAUUCACAUGCAUCCAGUGUGGUAAAAGUUUUAACUGCUCAUCAUCCCUUAAUCACCACAUGAGGAUCCACACUGGAGAGAAACCAUUCACAUGCAAUCAGUGUGGGAAGAGUUUCAGCAUAUCAUCAUCCCUUAAUCUACACAUGAGGGUCCACACUGGAGAGAAACCAUUCACAUGCACUCAGUGUGGGAAGAGUUUCAUCCGCUCGUCAUCCCUUAAUCUACACAUGAUGAGCCACACUGGAGAGAAACCAUUCACAUGCACUCAAUGUGGGAAGAGUUUUAAGUACUCAUCAAACCUUAAUCAACACAUGAGGAUCCACACUGGAGAGAAACCAUUCACAUGCACUCAGUGUGGGAGAAGUUUUAGCAAAUCAUCAUCCCUUGAUCUUCACAUGAUGAGCCACACUGGAGAGAAAUCAUUCACCUGCUCCUAAACCUUGGUCACACAGGACUUUUCUCCCCAUAGACUUCCAUACAUACGCACGUGAAUGCUUCAGACCGGAAACGCAAGUUCUUGCAUCAAGUUUCGCAGUUCACUACCUUGCAAAGUUCAAGCUUGGUGAACUCUGACCUGCGAAAUCGCAUCACUUGAGACCAAUCGA
This is a messenger RNA of Danio aesculapii, 2872 nucleotides long. Its product is annotated as gastrula zinc finger protein XlCGF57.1-like. The record is from RefSeq and is a predicted model, not a curated record. Bases 173 to 2704 code for a protein of 843 amino acids. Gene Ontology annotation, molecular function: RNA polymerase II cis-regulatory region sequence-specific DNA binding; DNA-binding transcription activator activity, RNA polymerase II-specific. Gene Ontology annotation, biological process: regulation of transcription by RNA polymerase II. Gene Ontology annotation, cellular component: nucleus. Lineage: Eukaryota; Metazoa; Chordata; Actinopteri; Cypriniformes; Danionidae. The transcript has 6 exons.